This is a messenger RNA of Brassica napus (rape), 1001 nucleotides long. Its product is annotated as protein NEN4. The transcript is spliced from 5 exons. Bases 103 to 870 code for a protein of 255 amino acids. Gene Ontology annotation, molecular function: 3'-5' exonuclease activity; nucleic acid binding. The record is from RefSeq and is a predicted model, not a curated record. NCBI's taxonomy places the organism in Eukaryota, Viridiplantae, Streptophyta, Magnoliopsida, Brassicales, Brassicaceae.
UCCAACACAAACCUACAGUUAGCUUGUGCCACAAUUUUAAAACCCAAAUUCACAAUGUAUACAUAGUUAGGAUCCACAAAUCGACAUAACCAAAAAUUUGAUAUGGAGUUCAAAACAUUUUCCAACGAAAUCGUAUUCUUCGAUCUAGAAACAAACGUACCAAACAAAACAGGACAGCAUUUUCACAUCCUCGAGUUUGGUGCGAUCAUCGUAUGUCCAAGAACACUCGAGGAGGUAGAGAGCUUCACAACGCUUAUACAACCCAAAGACCUUUCGGUGGCCUCGUUAAGGUCGUCUAGAUCGGAUGGGAUCACGAGGGAUAAGGUUGCGGAUGCACCAAGUUUCGAAGAUGUGGCUGAGAAGAUCUAUGGUCUAUUGAACGGUCGGAUUUGGGCAGGUCAUAACAUUAGAAGGUUCGACUGCGUUAGGAUUAAGGAAGCUUUUGCUGAGAUUGGUAAAGCUGCGCCUGAGCCCUCAGGGAUCAUUGAUUCUUUGGGGUUAUUAAGCGACAAGUUUGGCAAAAGAGCUGGUAACAUGAAGAUGGCAAGUUUGGCUGCGUACUUUGGCCUUGGAGUGCAAAAACACAGGAGUCUUGACGACGUUCGAAUGAAUUUAGAGGUCCUCAAGCAUUGUGCAACAGUGCUUUUCUUGGAAUCUACACUUUCCAAUCAAUUGGAAGGAAAAUGGCAAAGUUCUUCAAAGAUCAUGACAAGAAGUCGAAGUAGUUACCAAACAGCCCAAAGGGCAAUGCCUUACUCCAAGGGUAGUCUCGGGAAGAUGACACAAAAUGUGAAGAAUCUCCUAAGCAAAGCUCAAGGCAACCAAGCUCUUCAAAGCUUGAUUAAACAUUCUCAUUCUUUGCUUAGAUGAUUACUGCACCCCUUAGUGAUUAUUAUUAUUUUUCUAAUUUGGAAAAUAAAUUCAAUUGUAUAUGUUUUUUUUUUUUUUUUGCUUAAAUUCAAUUGUAUAUGUUGCACAUUUGUGUUUACGUUCAUCCACUA